Eublepharis macularius is the source of this 4101-nucleotide messenger RNA. RefSeq names its product ATPase phospholipid transporting 8B3 (gene ATP8B3). Gene Ontology annotation, molecular function: magnesium ion binding; ATPase-coupled intramembrane lipid carrier activity; ATP hydrolysis activity. Bases 70 to 3732 code for a protein of 1220 amino acids. Gene Ontology annotation, cellular component: plasma membrane. The transcript is spliced from 28 exons. NCBI's taxonomy places the organism in Eukaryota, Metazoa, Chordata, Lepidosauria, Squamata, Eublepharidae. The record is from RefSeq and is a predicted model, not a curated record. Gene Ontology annotation, biological process: Golgi organization; phospholipid translocation.
UCCAGGCCACCGGAGGUUUCCCGAGUCCCUGGAAGAGGGCAUCGGCGCCGAUCCCCGGCGGAUUUCAGAAUGGUUGGCAAGGAGUCUCCUGGCAGCUACCUGAAGGCAACCCAAACACAACAAGAUUUCACCUGGAUUGUAAAAGCUAACGACCGGGUUUAUCACGACCAAUUCCGGAAGACGUAUGCCUGUUGCCUGAAAAAGAAAAAAUAUGCGGGCAAUGCAAUCAAGACAGCCAAGUACAACGUUCUUACUUUCCUCCCUCUCAACCUGUACGAGCAAUUUCACCGGAUGGUAAAUCUCUAUUUUUUGCACAUCAUUUUGUUACAGACUAUCCCAGAGAUUUCCACUCUGCCAUGGUUCGCCCUCCUAUUGCCCAUCAGCAUCCUCCUUGGCAUUCGAGGCAUUCGGGACUUGACCGAUGACAUUGCACGGCACCGGAGUGAUGGGGAAAUCAACAGUCGGUCCUGUGAGAUUUUGACUGGGGGGAGUUUUUGCAAGAAGCAAUGGCGGGACAUAUGUGUGGGUGAUAUUGUUUGCCUCCGCAAGAACAGCUUCGUGCCAGCUGACCUCCUCUUGCUGUCCAGCUCAGAACCCAGCAGCCUCUGCUACGUGGAAACAAUGGACAUAGACGGAGAGACAAAUCUAAAGUAUAGACAAGCUCUCCUGGUAACCCAUCAAGAGUUAGCCAGUGUGGAGAACAUGGCAGCCUUCGACGGAAAAGUGACCUGUGAAGAGCCAAACAGCAGACUGCACAAUUUCAUUGGCACCCUGGAAUGGCGUGGUGAGACAUUCCCUCUGGACAGCGACCAAAUCCUGUUGCGUGGCUGCAGAAUCCGCAAUACAGAGAUAUGUUACGGCCUUGUCAUCUACGCAGGUUUUGAUUCUAAAAUAAUGAAAAACUGCGGCAAGAUCAAACUGAAGAAGACUAAACUGAAUCAACUAAUGGAUCGAAUCGUGCUGCUGAUCUGCCUGGCACUCUUACUGACUUCGUUUGGCCUCGCGGUGGGCUCAGGGAUCUGGGCGGACAAGUUCCGGCAAGAGCACAGCUAUCUCUCUGUUUUCUACACGGACGCCAGCCCAGCCAAGCACGCCUUCUUUGCCUUCUGGGGCUUCAUCAUCCUGCUCAGUUUUGUGCUGCCGAUGGCCAUGCUCAUCACGUUUGAGUUCAUCUAUCUGGUCAACAGCUGUUUCAUUAACUGGGAUUUGGAAAUGUAUUAUGCACCUAAAGAUACCCCAGCCAAGGCCAGAAGCACUAGUCUGAAUGACCAGUUGGGUCAGAUAGAAUACAUCUUCUCUGACAAAACAGGCACCUUGACACAAAACAUCAUGACUUUCAAGAAAUGUUGCAUCGAUGGAACCAUAUAUGGAUCAAACAGGAGUACCAAAGACAAUUCAAUGGAAGCCAAUUUAAGUUGGAAUAAAUAUUGGGACAUGAAGCUGGACUUUUAUGACCCUCUGCUGAUGAAUGCCAUCCAACAGGACAACCAUCCCAUCAUGAGGGAAUUCAUGCGUUUGCUUGCCCUGUGCCACACCGUCAUGGUUGAGGAGAAAGAAAGCCAGCUGAUUUACCAGGCAGCUUCACCGGAUGAAGAAGCUCUCGUGACGGCAGCCAGGAACCUGGGAUAUGUCUUUCUUUCACGGACGCAGGAUACCAUCACCAUCAGUGAGCUGGGCAAUGAGAGGACCUACAAAAUGUUAGCACUGCUGGAUUUCAAUAGUAUACGCAAACGGAUGUCUGUUCUGGUCCGAGAUCCCGAAGGACGUAUCAAGCUCUACACCAAAGGAGCAGACACAGUGAUCCUGGAGAGACUUCACAGCGAUCGGUCUUCUGAGGCCUACACAGUCAAGGCGUUGAAUAGCUUUGCAGAGGAGACCCUCCGGACUUUGUGCCUGGCUACCAAAGAGGUGGAGGAGAACGAAUAUGCCCAGUGGAGCAAGAAGCACCACGCCGCCAGCAUCUUGCUGCAGGACCGUGCCCAAGAAUUAGACAAGGUCUAUGAAGAGAUAGAGAAGGAUCUCCAGCUUCUGGGAGCCACAGCCAUAGAAGACAAACUCCAAGAGGGAGUCCCAGAGACCAUCCACCUACUGAAAAGGGGCGGCAUGAAGGUGUGGGUCUUGACUGGAGACAAGCAAGAGACGGCCGUGAAUAUUGGCUUUGCAAGCCAGCUCCUGUCGGACGACAUGACCAUCCUUGGGGAGAGCGAGAUCUGUGAAAUCCUCAAAUCUUCCUGCAAUAGCCAUAACAACUUGGCUGGCAGCGGAGAAGCCUUGUGCGGCCCAGACUCACCCCAGCUUUUCGAGGAAUCUUUCACGCGUGACAAGACAGCUUUGGUGAUCACUGGCGACUUCUUAGACAAAAUCCUUCAUGCUGCCGGGGAAGAGCAGGAGAAGAGGAAGCGAAGCAUUUGGGAGCAGUUUCGUUGCCACCGAGCAAAGCCCGAGGAAGACUACAAGGACUCAAUGGAAGUGGCCUUCGUGGAGCUGGCCACAGCAUGCCAAGCAGUUAUCUGCUGCCGAGUGACUCCCAAGCAGAAGGCACUCGUUGUCCAGAUGGUCAAGAGGCACAAGAACGCCAUUGCUUUGGCCAUUGGAGAUGGGGCCAACGAUGUCAACAUGAUCAAAACUGCUGACAUUGGGGUGGGGAUCAGUGGGCAAGAAGGGAUGCAGGCGGUGCAGUGCAGCGACUACGCCUUGGCACAGUUCUGCUACCUGCAGCGGCUCCUCUUUGUCCAUGGCCGAUGGUCCUAUCUACGGAUUUGCAAGUUCCUCCGGUAUUUCUUCUACAAGACUUGUGCAGGCAUGAUGGUGCAGAUCUGGUUCGCCUUCUACACUGGCUUCACGGCCCAGCCUCUGUUGGAGGGCUGGUUCCUCGCUCUUUAUAACGUCUUCUACACUUCUUAUCCAGUGUUGUGCAUGGGGAUGUUUGAACAGGACGUGAGUGACCAGAAAAGCUUGAAGUUCCCUGAGCUCUACAAGGCAGGCCAGAACAACUUGCUCUUCAACUUCCGGAUCUUCUGCCUUUCCUUCGUCCAGGGUUCUUUUGUCUCUCUGGCCAGCUUCUACAUUGCACUCUGGGCCUGUGAGGACAAAAUGGGAGCCAAGAUCGUUGGGGAUUAUCAGUCCUUUGCCAUGAUAAUAGCAACCUCUGCAAUAUUGACUGUCACAAUUGAGAUCGUUCUUGAUGUCAAAUUCUGGACUAUCUUCUCUGUGCUGGCCAUCUUCCUCAGCUUGGGGCUCUACUGCCUUUUUUCCUACCUCACUCAGAGUUUCCAGGCUUACGAGACGGCCCCCACCGUGUUCCAGUUCCCUGAUGCCUCCAAGAAUGCACUGACAGACCCAGCCUCACUGCUUGUUAUCUUGCUGUCCGUCACAGUGAACACCAUCCCCUCCCUCACUAUCCGCUUUGUGCGCAUCAUCUCCAGCCCCAGAACCAUGUCGGAGAUGGCUCGAGCCAGGGACUUGGAGACGAAACCAAGCACGGUGGAGCUGACCUCUCACAUCCGGAGGAAUUCCCACUGGAGGCGCUCAAGCUACGCCUUCUCGCACAAGGAAGGUUACGCGGAUCUCAUCUCCCGGGGAGCCAGCUUGCGGGUCAAGGGCCCCCGAGUCCGCAGCGAACUCAGCGGCUUUCACCACACCACGCUGCCUGGCAAAGAAGACUCCACGCCCACCAUUGACGUUGCCUCCAAUCAUGACGUUUCCGCACAGCAGAGGUUUCUGCCCUGUUGACCCAGUGAAGGAUGGAGGCCACAACUAUGCUUAUUUAAAUCCAAAGUGAACAGGCCUAGAUUUUCAGUCACGGGGCUCAAUAUUGCACAUCCCUUCUGCUCCGGAAGAGGAUUCUGAGCACACACAGUUGAGCCGUAAGAUGCUGGCUUCAAGUCCUGGUAGACCUGACUUUAUUGUUCUGCAGUCCUUUUCUGGCCUGGUGCCUGCAUAUUAAUGCCUGGUCCUUGCCUGGAACUCAGGAGAAAACAUAGACACAGCUUGGCACCCUAACAAGUGUGAAAAUCACCCUGCUAGGGGGAAGCAAAUAUGAGCCAAGCUACAAGUGAUGAAUUUUGCUUGAACGGCAAGUGAACAGAGGGCCAAGCUACA